Molecule: messenger RNA, 1132 nt
Organism: Mangifera indica (mango)
Lineage: Eukaryota; Viridiplantae; Streptophyta; Magnoliopsida; Sapindales; Anacardiaceae
Product: probable xyloglucan endotransglucosylase/hydrolase protein 23
Exons: 3
Coding region: 109-984 (291 amino acids)
Biological process (GO): cell wall biogenesis; xyloglucan metabolic process
Cellular component (GO): apoplast; cell wall
Molecular function (GO): xyloglucan:xyloglucosyl transferase activity; hydrolase activity, hydrolyzing O-glycosyl compounds
Source: RefSeq, a predicted model, not a curated record
CUUCUUUUGCCAAUUGUUUGAUUGAUUUGAUUUGCCACUUUUCCUGCUAUAUAAACUCUUUGCAUUUGUUCAUCACUUCCAACAAAAUACAAAGCUUCAGUUCAAUCAAUGGCUUCUUCUUCUUGCAAAAUGCUAGUGAUAUUUAUGGUUAUUCUUACCUCUUUCUUCAUACUUGCUUCUGCUAAUUUCUAUCAGAAUUUUGAUAUAACUUGGGGAGACGGCCGCGCACAAAUUCUCAACAACGGUGAACUUCUCACUCUCUCCCUGGACAAAGCCUCUGGCUCAGGCUUUCAGUCCAAGAGUGAAUAUCUAUUCGGAAAAAUUGAUAUGCAACUCAAGCUCGUACCUGGAAACUCUGCGGGCACUGUUACUGCCUACUACUUAAAAUCACCAGGCUCAGCUUGGGAUGAAAUAGACUUUGAAUUCCUUGGAAAUUUAAGCGGUGAUCCUUAUACUCUUCACACUAAUGUAUUUAGCCAAGGCAAAGGUGACAGAGAGCAACAGUUCCAUCUCUGGUUUGAUCCGACAGCUGAUUUUCACACCUAUUCAAUUCUCUGGAAUCCUCAACGUAUCAUCUUCUAUGUCGAUGGCACGCCCGUUAGAGAGUUCAAAAACGCUGAGUCCCUUGGUGUUCCCUAUCUCAAGAGCCAGCCGAUGAGGAUCUACUCAAGUCUCUGGAACGCCGAUAACUGGGCGACGAGAGGCGGGCUCAUCAAAACCGACUGGUCACAGGCUCCUUUCACAGCUUCUUACAGAAAGUACAACGCCAUUAAUGCUUGCGUCUGGUCUUCAAGUUCAGGUUCUUCUUCCUGCAACUCGAAUUCAGAUAAUAGCAACUCUUGGUUGUCGGAGGAACUGGAUAACACAAGCCAACAGAGACUAAACUGGGUGCAGAAGAAUUACAUGAUUUAUGAUUAUUGCAAGGACUCAAAACGAUUCCCCCAGGGCCCUCCUGCGGAAUGUGCAAUCAAUAGCUCAUCCUAAAAGCUUAGCUCGUCGUUAAUUGUUUAUAUCUUUUUAAUUCAGGGUUUUUGAGGUUGCAGUUCUCUCGUUCCAUGUAAUUUUGGUAUAAGGAAACUCUUGUGAAAUAUUUUUUUAUGUAAUAAAUAUAAAAUAAAAUGCAUGCCAUAUA